GCUCCCAUUGUGCCGCCGGACGACAUCAUUGGAAUGAAGGACGAGGUGGACAAUGAUGAGAAGAAGCUGCAUGUGGGCAACGAGACCCCGAAGUCUGAGAAGUCCACGAAAAGCCACGUCUCGAAGAUCACCGAGUUCUCCAGGAGGAAGACCUCAGAUAUCACCGAAGAGCUUCUGGACACGCAGACGAAAGAGUACUACACCUGGGGGGAGUCCACCUGGGACCUGGUGAUCUUCAUCGGCACCGGGGCGCUGGGCCCCGCUGGCUCCUUCCAGACCUUCCUGCUGGCCGUGAUCAACGUUCUAAUGCAGGUGGUCUUCUGUGCCAUCGCGUAUUUUAACUUUAUCGAGCCGGACAUCGACUCAAGCGCGAUUGAGGAUGCGAAACGCUGGCGGCGCUCCUCUGGCCACGCCUUGUCCGAGUACGACGCGACGUCCAAGUUGUCUCUGACUGAGAGGGUCUGCGACCUGGACAAGUCCUUGCACAUCUCCGGGACUCAGCUGGCAUUGCUUGAGAACCUUCGGAAGUACCUGAACUCGGAGAAGGAAGGCCUGGCCUCGUUCUUCACCGGCGAGGUGCUUUGCGUUGUCGCCCUCAUUUGCUGGUAUCUGAUGGUGGCCAAGGAGGUUAGCCACGCCCUGGCUCUGCACCGAGGGGUGAUGGCCGUGGAGCGUGGGCCCACGAGGCUCGACACCCGCGAGAAUCCUUUCACACAGGCCACGCACUACCGGCUUCGAGCCAUGGGCCUGAGGCGGAAGAUCGCUAGCGGCAUCCUCCUCGCCUACCGCCUCGUCGCAGCGGCACUCCUCGUCUUCGUGGGCACUUUCUUCCUGGUCUACACCGUCAACGUCACCGAGCUGAUCCUGAAUGCCGUGGCUUUGGGAAUCAUCCUGGACAUUGACGACCUGCUCUUCGAUGCGUUGGCGACAACCCCGGGCCGCCACCUCGUUCACCAGCUGGAUCCUCUACCGAUGCCUCCUAUGAGGCGCUGGCGUGGCGCAGACCUGAAGUCGGUGUGCAUGAGCAUCCUCAUCCCUGGCAUGACGAUCAUCGUCUACCUCACCAUGCUGGACCCUUUCGUCACCUUGUUGAAAGACGUGCAGACGACCAUGUGCGGAGGAUACCAAAGUUUCGUGUGGGAUGUGGAUUCCCGACGUGUCGUCCUCAUGGCGCCGACAGCCGGUGGCGGCUGGGAAGCCGAAGCUCAGUCCAUCAGGACCAGGGCCAUCGACGAGGCAGAGCUCUUCGAGCCGGGAUUCGAUGAUGACGAUGCAAAAUAUGGCGUCUGGGUGGAUGACGUGAGCGAGCUGCUCGGCACUCGAUUGCUGCAGCUGAGCGACGUAAUCGACGAAGAAAAUCCGUCGUGUGAUGAUAUUGCCGCCAAUGCCAACGACCCCGAAGCCGAGCCGGAGGACCUGUCCAUGUUGAGAUACCUCAGGUUCUUCGUAGGUAACGAAAGCAUCCAGGGCUGCGCAGAUGUGGCGCACCUGUGCAGCUCCUACACGAAAAUUCCAGAGUACGUGGGCGAUGGCGGCGUGGGCUUCAGCGUGCGCUUGCUUUGCUCCGAGACGUGCCAAUGCAGAGUGCCCGGGGGAGACCAGAUCUCUGUGCAGGGCUGCCCUUACGGCAGGAACAUGGCAAAUGGUCGGCCUUGUCAGAGCCAGCCAGACUACAUCUCGUACCGGAUGUCCGGGGUGUGCCUGGAGCAGAGUGCCGAGGAAAUGCGAAACAACACUGCCUGGGCAAGCUGGGUCGAUGCGAUACGUGCUUACGCCACAGAGGAGAAUGCGGAUCUGCCUGCGCAGGAAGACGCACUUCUGCUCGCGGAUGCGAUGUGGGAGCACGGCUGCGGCUUCAUUGCGAACCUCUCGAGUCAGAAUGUCUCGUGGGGAAAUUGUUUCCAGUGGGAUGCGAAGUUCGACUGGGAGUUCAAGACUGUGGAGCCCUUUUGCCCGCUGACCUGCCAGUGCGACUGGAACAACAGAGGGACUUCAAAUUGCCCGCUUCCAUAUGGAAAGACCUGUGACAGCUUGGAU
Molecule: messenger RNA, 2037 nt
Organism: Symbiodinium sp. CCMP2456
Lineage: Eukaryota; Dinophyceae; Suessiales; Symbiodiniaceae
Source: the annotation of a GenBank genome assembly